CCGUAAGCAAGGUAAGCAAUCUCCCAACUCGUCUCUGUGUAGAAGUAUUUUCGUGUUUUUAUUCGACGAGUGUUAGAUGAAGGAGGAAAUUCGAGGGCAACAAUUUUGGAAAUCGUGGAGGACUUAGUCGGAGGUAACUAUCAACGCAGAGAUGUCGGGGAAGGCGCUCGAGGAUGAGGCAGACACGCUGACACCAGUGUUGGUAGCAGCUCCGCCAGACUCGCCAAGGAAGUCCGUCAAGUCGACGGCGGUGGUGAAAUACUCUGCAGUUCGAACGCCUGCGACGUUCGCUCAGUUGCGAUGCAACACGGACUUGAAUCUCCCACCCAGCAACUGGCUGAGCAACUCGGUCGAGAGUUAUGGCUUGCAAAGUGUUUGGUCGCACAACACGGGAUUCUCCAGUUUCCGCAUGGCUCACAUGUUUCCAGACUGCGUCGGCGAGGUGGACGUGGUGUCCGAUGCGGAGAAUAUCAAGAAACUUCUGAAAAUGCCCUACAAGCAUGGCCCGGUGUCCAUGAUGGUCCACCGAAUCGAAAACACUUUGCUUUUAGACGACUUUGACAUCCACAAGUAUUUGCUCCGCCAAGCCGAGAGCGAUUGGGAGUGGCUGAAGAAGUUCUUCUACGAGCACGUUCUGCAGAACCUCGGUGACAAGGAGAAGAGGUUUUUCCAUAAAGCAAGCAGCAGGAAUGCGCUACAGCAGAAGAAUCUCGUCUCGAAGUUCCUAUAUCAUUCGUUGGUUGUCGAAGACCACCAUGACGAGGCCAAAAACGAGGCUCCGACAUUGCCAGUUGAGAAGUUGGAACCUCGAUUACCGGAACCCACCCUGGAGGAGAAAUUACCCGAUCCAAGCUCUAAUCAUAACUUUGCUAGGAACGUUCUCUGGACUUUCGAGAACAUACAGAUGUUAAUCGGCACAAAUAUGCCCAUAUUUGGCGGGCAGACACAUCCUUGUAUCAGUCUAAGGCUUCGAGACAUGACGAAGCCAAUUAACGUCUUGACCGGCAUCGACUACUGGUUGGAUAAUUUGAUGUGCAACGUUCCCGAGGUUGUCAUGUGCUAUCACCUCGACGGCAUCGUGCAGAAGUAUGAAUUAAUUAAGACGGAAGAUCUGCCGAACUUGGAUAACUCAAAAUUCAGUCCUAAAGUAAUAAAGGACGUUGCGCAGAACAUUUUGAGCUUUCUGAAAAAUAAUGCUACGAAGGCUGGGCAUACUUAUUGGCUCUUUAAGGGCAAAGAUGACGAUGUUGUGAAAUUAUAUGACUUGACGUCGUUGUGCAGUGACAUAUCCGAUGCCAAGGGCCAAAAUCCGUUUACAGUUCCUGUGGCAAUGUUGUUGUAUCGAGUGGCUCGUAAUAUGAAGUAUUCGUCUGAUUAUCUCAGACAUCAGGGCACCAUUCGGGUGCUGCUCCAAAAUUGUAUUCAACUACUGGCUAAGGAGAAGUAUCCACAGAUAAUUACGUCUGCACAUUAUAUGUUGUCUGAUUUGUAUGUACCAGCUGAUACCGAUCCUGCAAAUCCAGGUCUCGCUGAUCAAAGCGACGAAGAAGAUGCUCAGAGUGAAUAUAGUCCUCCGGAGGGUCAAAGCGGGAAGGAAGAAGUUAGUGCUGCGAUAGAAUCUUUAACGUUGGGCCAUGUCGAGGAUCAAUCGGACUCCGAGGAGACAAAGUAUAAACCGCCACCAAUCUGUGGCACGGUGGAGGAUAGAUGUCGAAUAGCGUUGGAACAUGUCUCUCAAGGUCUAGAAUGUUUAAAAUAUUUCCCAACCGAUGACAAUUCCGACGAUGAGCAGAAAAAGGCCGAGAAAAAGGAGACCGAGAGGAAAAACCUGCAGAAGUUUGAUGAAGCCAAUCAAAACAUGGCCAAACCCUUCGAAGCGAUACCAAUGCCUUAUACAUCUCUGUCCAGCCGAACAGUUAACGAAGAGAGUGAUGAAUCGUGUACCAACAGUCCGAGUCAUCGUAAGAAGAACAAACAGAGAAAGAACAGGCAAAAGUCUGAGCGAAAGUCAUCGAAGGACUUGACCGAAGAGAGCUCACCGAAGGCUUUGCUCUGCAAAUCCAAAGUAGAGACGCUGCCUACUUGGCAAGCUCCCCAAAAAAGUGAUAACGUCAGCUGGCACACGUACUUAAAAAUCCUCCUCUACGAAAAGGCUUGCCUGAUUUUUGCAGUUCUGGCCGAAGACCAGUAUUCGAAUAAAAACUAUGGUGCUUCUUUGAGAUACAUCCUGGCUGUGCUCCGAUGUCAAAGGAUACUCGAAACAUUCUGCGGAAUGAAGAACGACAAGCUGGUCAGCUAUUUACUAGGCAGAGCCGGAGAUAGUUGCUUCAUGACAGUUCAAGAAUGGUCCAACGUUGAGCGACAUCAAAGAGACUACGAGGUCAAGAAUGAGAUCGAAGACAAGAUCAUCAACGAAGUUUUCGCAAUAGAGGAAUUGGACACCAAUGACUCAGAGUUACUGCCCCAACACUUGGAGAGGUUAGAAAGUGUCCUCGAAGCUUCUCACAAGUGUUACGAGAAAGCUUUGUCGUUGGAGCCUUCCGAUGUCGACAAGAACAAUCUCAUGCGGAGACUUGGGAACAGUCACAACGAGCUGGGGAUUCUUUACAUGAACCAAGCUACAGCUCGAUACCAAGAAGAGACGAAAAAUUCAAACAACGAGGCUGUCUCUCCCUCGCCAGUUGUGAACAACCUUUUGGCUCGUUCUUUGUCGCAUUUAGAGGCAGGAGUAAAAGUAUUCGAGAUUGUCAGAGACGAAGCCAAUCUGAUUCUCCUGCAUUCAAAUACUGGCCGUGUCAUGCGUUUAUACGCACACACUCACGUGAAGCAGCCUGUGUUAGAGAGACAAUACUACGAUAAAGCUCUCGCCAGUUAUCAAAAAGCACUGCAAGUACUUGGCUCUCGAAAACGCAAUCCGGCAGUUUGGGACACAGUCUCUUGGGACCUUUCCACCACCUUAUUCACGAUGGCUACGAUUUUAGUGGAUUACCCAAUUGCCAGUAACAAGGCCAAGGAGGAGCUAGAGAGGGAAGUCGCGGACCUGCUGCAGAAGGCGUUGAAGUAUUGCGACGUGGAAACACCUGGACCUCGACAACCAAUAUAUCAGUAUCGAGCUGCCAUAAUUCAGCACAGAUUAGCGUCUCUUUAUCACUGCGUAUACAGAGAAUUGGACCCGGACGCAGACCCGAAUAAACGCAAAGCGAAUCUGCAGCGGUGCAAACAUUAUUACGAGAAAGCCUCGAAAUUGUUCCUAUCUCUGGAGCAACCUGGGGAAUUCCUGACGGUGCAGAUGGAAUGGGUCGCCCUGGCUGAGCUCCAGGCACAGACGUCCACUUCUUUCAACGGGAAGCUGAAAGCUUAUCAAACUGGGCUGGACCUGAUCCUGAAGUGUCGACCCAUCAUCGAGCUUAUGCAUGAACGAAACAAGUCCAGAGACGCGAAUGAGACAGAAGAGGGUGAAGAUAAUCGCGAAAAUAAGGGCGAAAAUCAUCCCGAAGAUGAGGAGAGAACCGCCGAGGAGAAGAAACAGGCUGAAGACGAGAAUGGCCUCGUCGUCCUUCUGGAACAGACUUUGCAGUUCUUCCUGCGCUCGCUAACGAAGCUCUGCCUCGGCAAGAACACUGGCAACACCAAGAAAGAGUGUGACGCCUUGGCGAAUGUCUAUAAACAAUGCUACAGCGCCACUCUGAGGCCGGGGACGAUGUCGGGGUCGGCAUUGACGGAACACAUUGCUCAGCUUUUGCGGAAACUCGAAGGGAUUUUGGAGAAACGAGAACAAGCUUAGACCGAGUGAAUCGUUAAAAGACUUUUGCAAAUAGCGAGGAAGAUAUUUCACUCUUCAAGUUCUCGGUCCCGUAGGUCUUAGCGCCGAGGGUCUUGUACAUAUGUUGAUAAGAAAAGCUUCUAUUUAUCGGGAUGAGCGAUUCCUAAGAGGCGAGGACUCUCUGAUUCGAUUGCGCCAACAACUCGAAACGAGAGGAAAAAAAAAAAAAGAAAUCAAACGGCAGUUUUAUUCUUUUUUUUAAUUAAUCCUACGAAUUGUAAGAUAUUCAGUGCGUGGGAGUGUUUCGUUACAUCUUCUGCAGUCUUCGGUAUAAAUUCUAAACCCUGAGAGAAAUUCAAUUCGUAGGAAUGAUUCGUAACAUCUUUUGCAGUCUCCUGUAUAAAUUCUAAACCCUGAGAGAAAUUCAAUUCGUAGGAGCGUUUUGUUACUUUUUUAUCCCCGAGAUGUCGGAGCAAUCGGACCGUAGGAGUCAGCUGUUAACUCGGAUACAGGAUCGAGUUUUUAAUGUAAGCACCGGAAUGACGGAGAAUUUCCAAAAGUCCCCCGGCACUUGUCUUCUAUCUGGGUUUCCCUUUCAAUGUUCCGUCGCUUUUGCGGCCCCUGGUGGGACCUCUCUCUCUCCCUCGGGCUUUUAUUUCAUUCAAUAUUCAGGAUCGGACGUAGAGUUCCCGGAUGCGUUUUGCUUGAUGGGUCGGCACGUUUCCCGUAUAUAGAAUGGAGGGGUAAAACCGUAGGAAACGCAACGGCCGCAUCCGUGCAAUGCUCGCCACGUUUCCGAAUGUUCUCAUAAUGCCAAAGAAGGCCAGUCGAGAUGAAAUAUGGCCUGGAAACGUCCACAGUCUGAACCAAGGGCAAGAAGAAUUCGGCUUCUCGUCCCCAUUUUUGGCAUCUCUCUCCCGUGGAGACUUCAACGCCCGACGUGUAAAAAAAACCGAUCCCGGGAUCCUACUCAAUAAAUCGUUAGUCAUAAAUUAGGAUAAUUUAAUUAAGUGUAUGCGUUUCACUUUGAAGUUUCUCGUUCUAAGAUGGUUUUAGAUAUUAUUUCCUAUCCGUUGAAAUUCUGUUCGCUAUUAUCCUCGAGGUUUUUAUAAUAAAGACUAAUGGUCAGGAUUCAA
Orussus abietinus is the source of this 4899-nucleotide messenger RNA. RefSeq names its product erythroid differentiation-related factor 1. The record is from RefSeq and is a predicted model, not a curated record. Gene Ontology annotation, biological process: positive regulation of DNA-templated transcription. The transcript is spliced from 8 exons. Bases 152 to 3784 code for a protein of 1210 amino acids. Lineage: Eukaryota; Metazoa; Arthropoda; Insecta; Hymenoptera; Orussidae. Gene Ontology annotation, molecular function: protein binding.